CGACCCCACCGAAGCAAAUUGAAGACGAGUUUGUUGCAUUGUAUCAGAUGACGGAGAGGAAUGUGACUUGAAUUAUUAACAGAAAAAAUAACAUUUGAUGAGCCUUUGGUGUUCUACAGUGAUUGUGAUCACGAAGCCGCGAUUUUUCAUGUUAUUCUAGUGCAAAUUAGCGUAGUAUCUCAGCCACACUCGAUAAAGAAUUCGUUCCAUCUACGUUAGGUAUCUAUUUGUACACGCUACGCAAAACCGAACCGAACCGACUCGGCAACUCGUAACUCGUUCUAAAAGGAUUCACUCUCAAAGCUGCGUAAACGUAACGACGAAUCAUGAGUGCCGGCGACUCACCUACGCACGACGUGAAAGAUGAAAAAGACGAUAUCGAUUCGUCGUACAAACCGCCUCCAGAGAAAUCUUUGGAUGAAUUGUUGAACGCGGAUAAACAAGACGAAAGCUUGCAAAAGUACAAGGAAAAGUUACUAGGAGAGGCUACUUCCGGCAAAAUUAUAUUCGAUGAAGCAGAUCCUCGUACCGUGGUUGUAAAACAAUUAGCGUUGGUUGUUGCCGAUCGUCCGGACGUAACCCUCGAUUUAUCUGGUGACCUGACCCAAUUGAAAAAACAAGUAUUCAGCAUUAAAGAAGGCGUUUCGUACAAAAUUCGUAUCGAUUUCAUGGUACAACGUGAAAUUGUGCACGGUUUGAAAUACGUGCAGAAAACUUUCAGAUUGGGAAUCCCAGUCGAUAAAAUGACUCAUAUGGUCGGUUCGUAUCCUCCAAAAUUGGAAAUGCAGAGUUACACCACACCGGCCGAAGAAGCUCCCUCGGGAAUGUUGGCUCGUGGUACCUACUCCGUGUCGUCAUUAUUCACCGACGACGACAAGCACGAACACCUCAAGUGGGAAUGGACGUUUGAAAUCGGCAAAGAUUGGAAGGAAUAACCAUCAACUAUACCUACUCGUAUUUUUUCAGAUACCUAUUACCUAUUAUUUAUACGUUAAGCGUCAAAGCGAUAUGUUCAUUAUUAUUAACUUGAAAUACCCAUGUAGUAUAAUAUGCGGACAACAUACUCGUAUACAGCUACAGCGAAUCGUCAAAUCCAAACUACUAAAAACUAAAUUUUCAAUACGUACUAUCAUCGCUGGAAAACAGUUCGUUUCGUACCCAACUUUAGUAUCAUAUACGCGCGCUUCUUUAUCGCUCAAUCCGAUUAAAAUGAAAAUCAAAAUAGUAGGCUAAUCGUCUACGUUUGGGGUAUGAAAUUAAUUAACCGAAUAAGUGAGAAAAUCCCCGCAACUCUUUCUUUCUUUUUUUUUACAAGGUAACCGUUGUGAUAUUUAUUCCCAUGAUCCGCAGAUCGUAUACGCCAAAUAUGUAAGUCAUUGAAUCAGAUCGCGUACGCUUGCUUCGCUCGCGGAAAAAAUUGUCGUAUACGGGUAUGCAUUAUUUUGUUGCUCCAUAGUUUAUUCAUGUAAACUUACUACCGUGUAUCUGUUUUAUUAUGUAUCGCUAUUAAUAUUUAUUUUAUUUUUAACUGGUUCAUUUUACUGUGUGUGAAAGCUGUGUUUUUUUUGCCCUUUUUACAAUACCUAUAAUCUAUUUAUUCUGAUUUUUCUGAAACGAAUGCCAUUGUGUUACAAAAUUUUUGGAAUUUUUUAACAUUUUAUAAUAAAUGCAUAUUUUUUUUCGUGUA
Molecule: messenger RNA, 1687 nt
Organism: Planococcus citri (citrus mealybug)
Lineage: Eukaryota; Metazoa; Arthropoda; Insecta; Hemiptera; Pseudococcidae
Gene: RhoGDI
Product: rho GDP-dissociation inhibitor
Exons: 5
Coding region: 327-935 (202 amino acids)
Biological process (GO): Rho protein signal transduction
Cellular component (GO): cytosol; cytoplasm; membrane
Molecular function (GO): Rho GDP-dissociation inhibitor activity; protein binding
Source: RefSeq, a predicted model, not a curated record